ACAAUGGUUGGUUUUGUCUGCUUCGCUUGUUUUAUUUCGUUUUAUUUGAACGCUGUGUCAUCAAAGGAGAAUUUAAGUUGUCUCGUUGAGGGUUGCGACAAUGAAGGAAGAUGCUUGAAGGUGAAUGAAGUCGUCGUUGAAGGAGGUAGCGGCAGACGAGAAGUUCAUGGAAGCUGGAUGAAGUGUAAUUGUCCACUUCCAACUGGCGGACCGACGUGCAGUCAAAAAUUAAAUACAAAACUUCCAAGAUUCCAUGGAGAUGGGUAUUUGAAAAUGUUUGGACUACCCAGCACGGCCUUUCAAAAAAUAAAUAUCACAUUAGAAAUUAAAGCGGAUGCUCAUUAUGGAUUACUUUUAUUUGCAACUUCAGGAUCAUUCUCUGAAAAGUAUUAUAAAGAUUUUAUGGCAGUGUCACUGGUGUCCGGUCAUGUCCAAUUCAGGUUUGAUUGUGGGUCGGGGAUAGUUACGAUUCGAAGUUUAAACAAAAUUCUCGCUAACAACUGGAACACCUUAGAAAUAGGACGGAUAAAUAAAAUCGGCUGGCUGAAGUUGAACGACGGAAUUAAGUUGAUGGCGAAAUCAAAAGGACAAUUUUCCAAGAUUAGUCUGAAGAAAGAAUUUUAUAUUGGUGGCCAUCCGAACGUUUCACAUUUCGGCGAAGUGGCACUGACGACACACGGCAUGGUCGGUUGCAUCAGGAAGAUCUUCAUGGAUGGCGUUAAACUCGACAUGAGAAAAACUGAUAACAUCAAAGGCGAUGCAUUGGAUGGAUGGAAUGUCGAUAAUUGCAUUGAAAACAAGUGCCAUGCAACACAAUGCUUGAAUGGAGGUAGCUGUUCCUACGACGAGCUUACCGACAGCAUCGUCUGCUGGUGCGCCGUCGGCUGGAGAGGCCCUCGUUGCGAAAUCG
Molecule: messenger RNA, 910 nt
Organism: Helobdella robusta
Lineage: Eukaryota; Metazoa; Annelida; Clitellata; Rhynchobdellida; Glossiphoniidae
Exons: 6
Source: RefSeq, a predicted model, not a curated record